AUGGCGACCAUGCUUGUGCAAACCGAGGUCGAGUACCAAGUACCGGUGAUGAUGGUUACGGCAGCGUCUACACCGCGGAAACUAUGGGAACAUCCGGAUCCAAAGUCUACGGCUAUGUGGAAGUUUAUGCAGGAUGCCAAUGCGAAACGAGGACUCCAGAUGCAGACCUUCCGCGACCUCUACAACUGGAGCGUGGGCCCCUCGCGCACCGAUUUCUGGACCGACAUGUGGAAAGCCAGCAACCUGAUCUACUCAGGCACCUAUACAACCGUCGUCGACACCUCGCUCCCCAUGGAAACAAACCCCCACUGGUUCCACGGCACACACCUCAACUUUGCCGAAAACAUCCUCUUCACCGCCUCCCCUACCGACUCUUCUGUCCGCACCACGACCCACAAAGAAGAAUCUAAAAUCGCCUUAACAGAGAUCCGCGAGGGAAACACCGAAGUCCGACAUCUGACAUGGGGUGAUUUGCGCCGGCGCGUGGGUGUUCUCGCGAAUGCGCUGCGCGCUAGGGGGGUAGGAAAGGGGGAUCGCGUUGCUGUUAUCGCGUCAACGAGUUUCGAUACUUUUGUUGCGUUUAUGGCGACGGUUGCCGUGGGCGCACUCUUCAGUUCUAGUAGUACUGAUAUGGGCGCCAAAGGCAUUCUCGAACGGUUGUUGCAGAUUCGUCCCAAGUACGUUUUUGUGGAUGAUUGGGCCGUGUAUAAUGGCAAGACUUUUGAUUUGAGACCGAAGAUUGAGGAGAUACUUGAGGGUAUGGAGAGGGGUGGUGUGGAAGAGUUUGAGGGUGUGGUUGUGCAGGCUAGGUUUCCUGGAAGGCCGGCUGACGUUGCGGGUUUGGCGAAGACGGUGCGCUUGGAUGAGUUUUUGGAGCUUGCGGGUGGGGACAAUACGUUGGUGUUCGAGAGGGUGGCUUUCAGAGAUCCGUUUCUGAUUGUUUACUCGAGUGGAACAACGGGCGUGCCGAAGUGCAUUGUGCAUUCGACUGGCGGUGUGCUCAUCAAUGUUUGCAAAGAGAGCAUACUGCACAAGGAGAUGACGCCCGAGAGUGUGGCUCUGCAGUACACUACAACUGGAUGGAUCAUGUACGUUGUAUCCGUACAAGUCUGUCUCUUCGGCACCCGCACUAUUCUUUACGACGGCUCCCCCUUCCAACCCACCCCCGAAGCCUUCCUCUCCAUCCUAGAAGAACAGCGCAUAACCGACUUCGGCACCUCCCCACGCUUCCUCCACGAGCUCCAAAAGCGAAACAUUGCACCCCGCAACCUCUUCCAGUUCUCCCACUUAAAAAGCGUAGGAACGACCGGUAUGGUCCUCACAGAAGCACAAUUCGAAUGGUUCUACGACACUGGUUUUCCCGCCUCCGUCCACCUACGCAACCAAUCCGGCGGCACCGACAUAGCCGGACGCUUUGGACUCGAAAACCCACUCGAGCCCGUUUACGUAGGCGGAUGUCAAGGACCCGGUCUAGGCACCAAGAUACAAGUUUACGACUCCCUCAUCGAAUCCGGUCCCGGCUGCGCAGUCCCCGACGGUGAGCCAGGCGAGCUCGUCGCCACAGCCUCCUUCCCCAACCAGCCAAUCUACUUCUGGGGCGACGACGCUCAAAAUACGCGGUACCAGUCUGCAUACUUUACCCGUUUCCCUGGUGUAUGGACGCACGGCGACUUCAUCCAAAUGCAUCCCAUUACAGGUCAAAUCCUGUUCCUCGGCCGCGCAGACGGCGUGUUGAAUCCUAGCGGUGUUCGUUUCGGAUCCGCGGAUAUUUACAGUGUUGUCGAAACGCACUUUCCCGAGGUGGCGGAUAGUAUCUGUGUGGGACAACGGCGACCGAGGGAUGUAGAUGAGAGUGUUAUACUCUUUCUCAAGAUGAACAAGGGGUUCGAGUACACUGAGUCGCUGGUGAAAAAGAUCAAGAACAAGAUUGCAGAGGAGAGGAGUCGACGACAUGUUCCUAGGUUUGUGUUCCAAACUUGGGACAUUCCGACUACGGUAAAUCUGAAAAAGGUCGAACUACCUGUCAAGCAGAUUGUGUCCGGGAAGAAGAUCAAGCCGAGUGGGACGUUGGCGAAUCCGGAGAGUCUCAAGUUCUACGAGCAGUUUGCGCAUGUGGAGGAGGUGAUUAAGAGGAUGACGAACGAGAAGAAGACGUGGAGGAGAUGUACGUUGUAG
Molecule: messenger RNA, 2175 nt
Organism: Alternaria atra
Lineage: Eukaryota; Fungi; Ascomycota; Dothideomycetes; Pleosporales; Pleosporaceae
Exons: 4
Coding region: 1-2175 (724 amino acids)
Biological process (GO): lipid metabolic process
Cellular component (GO): cytosol
Molecular function (GO): acetoacetate-CoA ligase activity
Source: RefSeq, a predicted model, not a curated record